This is a messenger RNA of Oncorhynchus mykiss (rainbow trout), 738 nucleotides long. Lineage: Eukaryota; Metazoa; Chordata; Actinopteri; Salmoniformes; Salmonidae. The record is from RefSeq and is a predicted model, not a curated record.
AUGGCGGCUCUUCGGACACAGCCCGGGCCCGGUAACGGUCCACCGGGUCGGUUGUUCGUGCCUGAGUCGGUUCGUUCUGCUGUCCUUCAGUGGUCCCACGCCAGCAAGAUAGCUUGUCACCCUGGUGUUGCUCGGACUAUGGCGCUACUGCGCAGACGAUUUUGGUGGCCUGCCAUGGGAGAAGAUACCCGGAGUCGUCGCCGUAUUCCUGCUCCCGCUUAUACCAUCGGAGAUAAGGUGUGGUUGGCUACACGGGAUCUUCCUCUACGGACUGAGUCGAGGAAACUGUCACCAAAGUUCAUUGGUCCGUUCGUGGUGGAGAGAAUCAUUAACCCUGCUGUGGUCCGACUCAAAUUGCCGUUAACGCUUCGAGUACACCCCACCUUUCAUGUCUCCUGCCUCAAGCCGGUUCACCUCAGUCCUCUGUUGCCCCCUCCUCCUCGUCCUCCUCCUCCUCGGAUGAUCGGAGGUGGUCCUGUCUACACGGUGCGCCGCAUCAUGGACUCCAGACGGCGGGGUCGAGGGUUCCAAUAUCUUGUGGAUUGGGAAGGAUAUGGUCCAGAGGAGAGGAGUUGGAUUCCUCGGCGUCAGAUCCUUGAUGACGACCUGCUUCGUGACUUCUACCGCCUGCACCCUGGCGCUCCAGGUAGUCCGCCCGGUGGCGUUCGUCGGAGGGGGGGUACUGUCACGAAUCCCGCUUCCUGAGUCUGUGUUUGCCUGUGUUUCUGUCCUGGAGUG